AUGGGCAAGUCCGAUAGUGAGAUCUUUCCAGGAGGCACCAAGAGAACCAGCCUCUUUCACCUGGUGCUGCUGCUUGGACUUGUAGUGGCAGUCUUCUCGAUAGAUUACUUCUUCUUUGCGAACAUCGACCAGCUUCCUAGUGUGAGGGAAGCCUGCGGGAGUGCAGACUGGAUUGUGGGAUGUCUUCUCUUGGCCGGCGGAGGCCAGGCCAUCUACCUGAGAUCCAGGGCUAAAAGCUGCAAGGGGUCCGUCAGGCACAAGACCCAAGAGAGCCAGCUGAGCCAGAGCAAGCCCUCAGAUGGCCAAGUUCCGAACAGCCCCUGCAAGCAACUCAAAUCUGCCCAACAGACCUUGAACUUCCAGCUGGGCCGCGCAUCAUCCGGUAAGGCCGCAGUACUGGAGGAGUUGGUUAGUGAGUUUGAGGCGGCCCAUGGUCCACCCGACACACUCAGCUAUAACCUUGUGAUCCGGGCCCUUGCAAAAGAAGGCCAGUACCAGGCCGCCGGGCAAUGGCUUACACACAUGGAGAAGCAAAACGUCAAGGCCACAGUGUGCAGUUACAACACAGUGUUGGAUGCGUGUGCUAAGGCAGGCAAAGCCAAGGACAGCGAGUUCUGGUUGCAACGAAUGCUUGAUAAAGGCUUGCAGGCCAACGUUAUCAGCUUUGCCACUGUUGUUCAUGCCUUUGCUCGGGGCGGUGACGAAGCCUCUGCGAGCAUGUGGCAGUGGCAGAUGCUGGAGAGGGGGAUUGAGCCUGACAGCAUCAGCUACAACUCCUUGAUCCAUGCAUGCUCCGUGAAGGGAAAAAUUGAUGCGGCUGAAAGUUGGCUUGAGGAGAUGCGAAGCCGAGGUCUGGAAACUACUGUGACCACCUACGCAAGUUUGAUUGAUGCAGCAGCAAAGGCAGGUGACUUGGAGAAGGCAGAGAAAUGGAUGAAGGAGAUGCUGGAUCUGGGCAUCCAGCCCAAUGUCGUCUCUUUUGGUGCAGUCAUCAAUGCUUGUGCAAAGGCCUGCAACUUACAGCGUGCUGAGCACUGGCACUCUCGCAUGCUGGAGCUGGGGAUCCGACCAAACCUCAGAAGUUACAGCGCCGUAAUCAAUGCUUGUGCGAAGGCAGGAAAAGCAGAUCAAGCAGAAAAAUGGUUGCAGAAGUUGGAGGAUGCAGGGCUUGAGAGUGAUGCCGUGGUAUACAGCAGUGUAAUAGAUGCCUGCGGCAAAGCAGGUGAUUGUGAAAAGGCAAUGGCAAUCUUCAAGCGCAUGCAGGGGAGAGGUAUAUCACCUCACGUUGUUACGUACUCUGCAUUAGCCAGACCCUUUGCUUACAGAGGAAACUGGCAGCAAGUAGAAGCACUUGGGGAUGAGCUCAGAGCCAAUGGCUGCCAACCGAAUGACUACUUCAUCUAUGCCCAGCUCCUAGCAUACGCCACGGCCAGACCCAAAGAGCCGGAAAGAGCAGAGAGCCUCUUCCGUGAGGCGGUGCAGGAUGGCGUGUCAAUUAAUUCGUACAUUCACGGUGGCCUCUCAAGAGCCCUUGGUCGUAAACGAGCCUCAGAGCUCAUGCAAGAGCUCAACGUUUCGAUGCCCAAGUAA
Symbiodinium pilosum is the source of this 1590-nucleotide messenger RNA. The record is from the annotation of a GenBank genome assembly. NCBI's taxonomy places the organism in Eukaryota, Dinophyceae, Suessiales, Symbiodiniaceae.